This is a messenger RNA of Astyanax mexicanus (Mexican tetra), 8303 nucleotides long. RefSeq names its product tripartite motif containing 71, E3 ubiquitin protein ligase (gene trim71). The transcript has 4 exons. Gene Ontology annotation, biological process: proteasome-mediated ubiquitin-dependent protein catabolic process; protein polyubiquitination. The record is from RefSeq and is a predicted model, not a curated record. Gene Ontology annotation, molecular function: ubiquitin protein ligase activity; protein binding; zinc ion binding. NCBI's taxonomy places the organism in Eukaryota, Metazoa, Chordata, Actinopteri, Characiformes, Acestrorhamphidae. The coding region runs from base 1332 to 3770 and encodes 812 amino acids.
CCUUCUCGCUGUGUUAGCCUUGCCCCCGUGUUGCUGAAGCGGAAAUGUGCUCCAGUCUCCCAGCACGGAGGCAUUUUUGCUUGAUUAUGUUCAGCGAUUCGCGUUGUGCGGACAGAACAGCGACCGAAAGCCGCCGAGGCUCGCAUGGCUUCGACAGCGAGCGACCUUGAGAGGAAAGCUGGAAGGGAACCAGCGCUGUUGGAGGGUCGGUAGGGCGGGAGACGCCGGAGCGGAGCUGCGGUAACUUGGCGACCGUUUACCGAGCGGAGCAGCGGGGAAAGGUCUGGAAAACAAGCGGAGCGGAGUGAACUGAGGGAGGGGGGCGGUCACGGCGGACUCACCGGUUCUUCUCCACCCGUUAAACUGCUCACUGUUAGGGCUCGGUAACGUUAGACUGAGGGGGGCUCGGGGCCUGUCGUGCCCCCUGAAAGCGGGGCUGUAAUGCAGUAAGAGGAUCUGGUGGUAUCUGCGAGCUAAGCUACAUGGACUGUAACGUUAGUUUAGUGAAUUAUUUAGUCGUUUUGAGCACCGCGCCUCGCACACCGACACCGCCUGCUUCUGUAAACAUGCUCGGAAGGAAGGCGAGGGUUUAAAUAGUCCGUUUGAUGGGAAACGAAGAGCUCUGGGUUUGGGACGAGCCCAGGAAGGUGCGAGCGUGUGGCCCGUGUGGAGUCAUGCGUUGGUGGGGGAGGAUCGGAGCGGGGAGCUCACAGCAGCCCACAUCGCUAAUGGGCCACAGGCACUGAAAACAACUAACAGCUAACUAUAGCUAACUCACUGGCCAACUGACACGCUUAGCACUGAAUAAAAAGGUGUUUACCUUGGCUAAGUAGCUAACGUUAAUUAGUUAACCCAAUUAACCAGCUUACUAAAUGCACAUGAUAGGCUUCUGAGAUUAACGUUAAUUAAAAACAAUAAUUAAUCUCAAGUUUAGCUUGUCAGUUGCUUGCUUAAUUGGAACAAGACCAGAGCUAACUAGCUAAACUAUAACACUAGCUUAGCUAGCAUUAACUGAGCUGGCUGAUUAGCUAACCUAACCCUAGCUAAGUCUUACAUUUCUCCUAAUUCACACACAAGCUAGCCUAGUUAAGAGCAAGAUAACUAGCUAACUAACAUAGUUAGGUUAGAUAAGGCAGCUAGCAAUCAGUCUGCCACUCACUGUCUGUGAAUUAACUUUAGCUACCGUCCAUUCUCAAGCCUAGUAUUUAACCUAGGUAGGUAAUAAGGUCCAUUUCCACGCACCUCCCUGUCCCCGCACGCUCAUGUGUCUUAGCUAGGUAACUAAAUGCCUCACUGAUCUGCAACAUCAACAUCACUGUCCAUUAGCCCAAAUGGCGUCGUUUCCAGACUCGGACCUGCAGACGUGUCCUCUGUGUAAGGAGCUGUGCGGCUCCUCCGCUCCGAUCUCCUCCAGUUCAUCUACCUCUUCAUCCUCCUCCCAAACCUCCAACUCCUCUACCUCAUCCACCAGACGACUCCACGUCCUGCCCUGCCUCCACGCCUUCUGCAGGCAGUGCCUGGAGGGCCUGAGGAGCAACGGCGACCCCCUGAAGCUCCGGUGCCCCACCUGUGACCAAAAGGUGUCGAUGUCCGAAUCUGGCGUGGACGCCCUGCCCUCCUCCACGUUCCUCUUCAGCGACCUGCUGGACGUCGUGGUGUCCUCCGAGGAUCCGGGCAAAGGGAGCAACUGCCGGGUAGGCGGCAACCCCCACGGGGGGCUCCUGCGUGCGCAACACCUCGGGGACCCCCAGUGCAGCUCCUGCGACGAAGGCAACCCCGCUACCUCGCACUGCCUGGACUGCCAGGAAUACCUCUGUGACAACUGCGUGCGGGCCCACCAGAGGGUCCGCCUGACCAAAGACCACCUCAUCGAGAGACUGAUGGAGAGUCUGCAUCUGGCGGGCCGGACCAAUAGCUCCUCCGCCCAGCUCAGCCUGUCCCAGUCCUUCCACAGCUUCUCCCUGCUCCCGGUGUUCCAGGACCGGGUGGACUACUGUCAGCAGCACGACAAUGCGGUGCUGCGAUUUUUCUGCGAGAGCUGCUCCAUGCCCAUCUGUAGGGAGUGCAGUGUGGGGAGACAUGUGGGCCACAGUGUAUCCUACCUGCAGGAUGCACUGCACGACUCCAGAGCGCUCACAAUCCAGCUGCUUGCUGAUGCACAGCAAGGUAGACAGGCUGUACAGCUGAGCAUUGAGAAAGCCCAAGCCAUCGCAGAGCAGGUGGAAAUGAAGGCCAAGGUGGUGCAGUCAGAGGUGAAGACCACCACACUACGCCAUAAGAAAGCCCUGGAGGAGCGCGAGUGUGAGCUGCUUUGGAAGUUGGAGAAGAUACGUCAAGUAAAGGCCAAGUCACUGUACCUCCAGGUUGAGAAGCUCCACCAAAAUCUCACAAAGCUGGACAGCACUAUCACCACAGUGACCAAGGUGCUGGAGGAGGGCCGCAGCAUAGACAUCCUGCUAGCCCGCGAACACAUGCUGAACCAGUUGCAGGAGCUCAAAGCACUGCGCUGCAUUCUGCAGCCACAGGAGGACGAUCGAAUUAUGUUCACACCUCCAGAUCAGGCGCUUCUGAUUGCAAUCAAGUCCAUGGGCCUCAUCAGCAGUGGAGCUUUUGCAUCUGCCACCAAAGCUCAUGGGGAAGGUCUAAAGAGAGCUCUACAGGGAAAGCUUGCCUCAUUUACAGUGGUGGGCUACGACCACGACGGAGAGCCGCGGUUGUCUGGUGGUGAUGGCGUGUCUGUGGUCCUGAUGAGUCCAGAUGGAAUCCUGUCGAGUGCCGAUGUGUCUGACCACCAAGAUGGCACCUACACAAUCAGCUACCUCCCCAAGAGUGAGGGUGAGCAUCUGCUCUCUGUGCUGAUCUGCAACCAGCACAUUGAGGGAAGCCCCUUCAAAGUCAUGGUCAAAUCUGGACGCAGCUACGGAGGCAUUGGUCUCCCUAUUGCGUCUUUUGGUGGAGAGGGAGACAGCGAGGGCCAGCUGUGUCGACCUUGGGGCAUCUGCGUUGAUAAGGAAGGCUAUGUGAUCGUUGCUGACCGAAGCAACAAUCGAAUACAGAUCUUCAAGCCAUGUGGCACCUUUCACCACAAAUUUGGCACUUUGGGCUCACGGCCUGGCCAGUUUGACCGGCCCGCUGGGGUUGCCUGCGACAGCCAGAGGAGAAUCAUUGUGGCUGAUAAGGACAAUCACCGCAUCCAGAUCUUCACCUUUGAUGGCCAGUUCCUUCUCAAAUUUGGUGAAAAGGGAACCAAAAACGGGCAGUUCAACUACCCCUGGGAUGUGGCCGUUAAUUCAGAGGGGAAGAUUCUGGUCUCAGACACGCGCAACCACCGAGUGCAGCUGUUUGGGCCUGAUGGAGUGUUCCUCAACAAGUACGGUUUCGAAGGCGCCCUCUGGAAGCAUUUCGACUCACCUCGAGGAGUUGCCUUCAACCAAGAGGGCCACCUUGUUGUGACUGACUUCAACAAUCAUCGCCUGCUCGUCAUAAGGCCUGACUGCCAGUCGGCCCGCUUUCUUGGCUCCGAGGGAACAGGAAAUGGGCAGUUCUUGCGUCCGCAAGGUGUAGCCGUAGACCAGGAGGAUCGCAUUAUUGUGGCUGAUUCGCGCAACCAUCGAAUUCAGGUGUUUGAACCCAACGGCAACUUCUUAUGCAAGUUCGGGACUCAGGGUAGCGGCUUCGGGCAGAUGGAUCGCCCAUCGGGUAUAGCCGUUACCCCUGACGGAAUGAUUGUAGCCGUUGACUUUGGAAACAACCGAAUCCUCAUGUUCUGAGCUACUUGCGCGAGGUUUGGAAUGCAUGGUAGCUGAGGAGGUUUAAAAAGAAAGAAAGAAAGAAAGAAGAUAUAGGUACACACUAAUCAGGAGCAAACAUGGCUGAAUUUUGGAAACAUGGCAGUACAGAGCCUUUUACACAUCUAUAUCUAUUUAUCAUGAUUGUAGUAUAAUUUGCGCUGCUGGCAAACGUGUCCCUGUCGUACACAAGCCAUUUGUCCGAGUAGGAAUAGAGCAAAAAGACUGUGGUUGCUACUAGUUUAGGCUAUUUUGCUCUUGAUCUGUGUCUUGAAAUCUUUCUUAUUUGUUUGAUUUUGUUCUCAGGGAAUUUCUAGCAUUCUUGAAAUAAUUUUCUGUCUCUGCAUUAUACCUACCUCAUCUAGCCUAUGUAUGAAUGUACUCUCUUGUGUGUGCAGAGUCUGUGAAGUUUUAUAAAGAAGUCUACCUCAGUGCUUUUUUAUUUGUAGAGUCAGAGAACAUAACAUAAGAAAUGAAGCAAUGUUUGGUUGAUAUUUGCACAGCUCGCACAAAUUUCUCCUGAUUGUUACUGUGCACAGAACACAGGUUGGACCCCUGAAUGUUAGAGUACAGUGAUCCAAAAGACUAGGGCUGCAUGUUUUGGCAGAAACGUUUGGAUAAUGUUUUGAUAAAUCUACUGUUGUUGUUUCUUUUUGGUUUCUUAAUUUCAUUUUAUGUUUUUAAAUUGGUUUUCAUUUGCAUCAUACCUCAUGUUUAACUUCUUACCUCACAACUUUAAAUGUACCUUAGUGUACAAAUGCCUCAUUUUGCAUACCUCACUUUCUGUUGAUUUCCAUUUAAAACCAAUUAUGCAAGUCUAUGGAAACAACAACCAUCUACCAAAAUGUAUGAUGGCCUACAGUAUGAAUAAUAGGCUCUUACUGAACUACUUGGUAGGUUUUUCAGUAUAUAACAGAGCCCAGAGUUUAACUGCUUGCUCUCACUUCCAGAGAAUUCUAUGAAGAUUUGAAGAAUUGUUUUUGUUUAGUUGAUUUGUGAGUUGUUGUUUUUUUUUUUUUUCUUCUUUUGGACUUAUGAUGAAUCAUCCCUUGUUUUUGUUCAUUUUUUUGUUUAUUUUACCUGUAUGUUCUUCAUCUAAUGCAACAUUAGGAUGAAGUGAAGUUUAUCAAAAAAAAAAGAAAAAAAAAAUGAUUUUUUUGGCACAUUGCUGAUUUGCUGUAGAUGGCAAACAUGGAUGUAAUCCAAAUCUUGUAGGACUACAUAGUUUAUUUUGAUGAAAGUCCUUUCCGAAUGUAUUUAUUGGCCAAAUCCUGAAAGAAAGAGUUAUGACCUAAAUCUUCUGGGAGACCAUUCGCUCUGUUGAUGGAACACAGUUAAAAACAUCUCAAAUCAUUUGAGCGUGGUCUAAAAUUAGAGAAUUUUUUGCUAUAUUUGUGGGGAUCCACUUUAAUGAAUGAGGUUGCCUGCUUCUCUCCUCACUGUCUAUAAAAAGAGAGUAUUUAAAAGCAACAAAAAAAGACCAGCACUGACAUCCAUCAGAAUAGUCUGGUUGCUGGUUGCAGUCAGUGUAGGGAUAGGGAAUUUUAAAGUCCAUUUGCAACUAAAGGUUUCCAGUGAAUUGUGGCAAAGUUUCACUGAAAGGCAGUAAGUAAUAUAUAGAUAUAUUGACCACAUUCCCCUUACAGGGCCUAAAUCCCAAAGUCUGCCUGUCGGGUAUUGCUGUUGGUCGGCUCCUUUCUCUUCUGGACGGUCAUUUCCUGUCUGUUAAGCUGCUUUUGCAGUGGCGGAGGUGAGAUUUACGAGGGCUUUUUCUUGCUGAUGGUGUGUCACUAGGUUUCUGCUCUUAGGUCUGGUACAUAACUUAAGAGUCUGUCUUUCUAACACAGAAGGUUAAAAAAAGGAAGAAAAAAAGACGAGCACAUUUGUGAGGCUAGUCGUAUCUGGCUCCAAUUUAGCAUUAAAACUAGGCUGUAUUUGUUUUAUGCAUACCAUAUUACCCUUCAAACCAGAAGAAUAUUCAGAUUCUUGGCAGCUUUUUUUCCAUGGCUAAUGUCGUCACGGUGUUAUACUGACAGUAUUUCUACUAGAGAGACUGCUGCUUUUUGCACCCGUUUGCUUGAGAUUCUUUUAAAUGCAUCAGAAUUCUGUCUUGCCAAACGGUGACCAUUGGAAAUGGGCAUGUGCCAAAACAGGAAUGUACGUGGACGUUGGUUCUGAAGCUGGUCUUUAGAUUGGAACACUUGACCCUUUUUUCUAUCAAUUUCUAUUCCAUAUAUGACUUUACCUUUACACUGCAGUACCUUAAUAUGUACUGCAAAUAAAGUUUAACAUCCGUUUUGCUGUUAAUCAGGAAAAUUACCUGUUGAGAGGAAUAGAGCAAAAUAAUGGAGGCAUUGAACAGCAAUGAGAUAAAUUACAGUGAAUUUUGCUACUUUGAAAUCUACGUAUAGAUUCAGUAUUAAUGUCCAUCAUUUAAUAUGUUUGCGCUCUGUCCCCAGAGAUCCAAAGAAAUCUCUUUAAGAGGAAAAAUUGAUUAUUUUUGCAUGCUUUAAAAGCCCUUGUAGACAAGUGUGUAAAAAGAGGCGAUUGAGGGGAAACAAUGACACUUAUCUAUAUAUACCAAAAAUGUUCCUACGUUGGACUGUGUGUUGGAUGGCUUUGACUACAAGAUUGUAUUACUCUUUGAUAGAUAGCUUUACAGAGCAAGGUACUUGUUUGCGUGUGACUCUGAGAGAAAGGUUUCAAUUCAUGCCUUAACACUGCUGCAGUAUAUGUCAACUCUGUUUAGUUUAGUUUAGUUUUUCACUCUUUUGGAAUUGAAUCAGAGCCCAGAGGAACUGGAAACUGCCAAAGAACUUUCUCUGUUUUUUGGAUACACAACCUAUGGCUAAAGUUAUUAUGGGAUAUGGAUAAAUCAUGAGACUCCUCUCAUGAAAAAAUCAUAUGUCUUGUUUACUCUUAAAAAAGCAUAGUGUUGGUAACAAAUUACAUUUAAUCUAGGAAUUUAGGAUCUUGGAUUUAGGAUCUAGGUGGAGCUAAGGAGCCAUAUUGUUUAAGCCCCUCCCCUUCUGAGCAGUAACUCUAACCAGAGUUGAGCUCAUCAGUAUAUACUGUGCUUGGUGGUGGCUAUAAGGAAAGGUGUGUAACGCUAGAUUUAAGGGUGUUUUGUGGGCUAGUUCCCUUUGGCAGGACAUUGGUGCCAGUACAACAGCGAAAUAGGUACAACUGUCUACAUUAAGUCAUUGUUAUUAAUCAGACUCAAACUGUGCCCUUCAGAAUGUCUAAUCGCCACAUAUUAAAUAUUAUUAAUAUUAUUAUUAUUAUUUCUUGAUCGGACCUUUGGUCAGCAUCUGUACGGGUUAUGGUGUACGGGUUAUGGUGUAUUCCAGCUUUUGACUUGUUUCCUUACCUGGAUAAAAAAGCAGAAGGAAAAUGUAAACAGUUCAGAAGUGCAUGGUCUUUUUAUGAUUGUAUUAUCUACAAAGAAAAAAAACACAAAAAAACUCAGGUAGCUUUCUAGAGAUUUGAUUCAAAUUCAAUUUGUUUCUUACAAUUGGGAUAGUAAAUCCUUUGUUAGUACUUCAUAAAAGUUAGUAUCUAUUUUGUGUGUGCAUUUAUUGUAUUGAUCUAUAAAAAAAAGAAAAUAAUUUGCUGUUGUUGAAUUUCAGAGGAUCCUUUACAACCAAAUUUGCAAUUUUUUGUUAACUUUUAAACAGGGAGGUGAGCAAAAUCAGAUUUAGAAAAAAAAAAAAAACUUGUUCAACAAUUCAGAUAGCACUAAACCAACUGCGCUGAGAUAUUUUUGAUACCCAAAUGAAACACAAUCUCAUUGGUUACUGCAUAGAUGGGAAAUGUAUUCCAUAUACUGAAAAUCGAAAUUAACCAAAGAAGCAAACUGGCUGCCUAAAGACAUGAUUUUGCCUUGGGCUGCUUCAGAAAUGCCUUAUCAUGUUGGUUUUUCUGAUCGCAGUAGUCCACAUCUUUUGUAUAUUUAGGAAUCCAAAUUAUAUUACAGAAUAUUAAAUCCCCAUUUCUUUCAUUACAGGUUUGUUUGAUCAUUGUCUGAUCCUGAGCUUGGCUGUGAGACAAGCUAAGCUAUAAGGUAUAGAUAGGUGGUUGCCUAAGAUCCGACCUGGGAUCAGUUUUGCCUUUUAAAAUGUAAUGGUUAAGGUAGUGGGGAAAGUAGUAAAUGCAGAUUCCCGGUCUGUUGUCUUGUUGUCUUGGGGGGGGGGGGGGGGGGGGGGGGGUGGAUGUGGUAGAGUUUGGUGCCCUCAAAGAGGUCCACAUUUGGGUUUUCUCAUUCCGUACUCCUCUCUCCUUACUCUUGCUUUCUAAGCAGCACUCACCAUCCCUGAACCUUUCAAUCACAACAACAACAAAAAAAUACUCAUGGAUUUCUGUCUGGUUCAGACGGAGAAGACUGUAUGAAAUAUUUGGUGGUCUACAGUCUUGUGCUCUUGUCUUUGUGGACUUUAAACAUUUUUCCUAUGCAGUUUUUGAUUUUAUGUUUGGUUGUUUAUACUUAAAUAAACUUGUAUCUCUUGGGAUCCUGAA